ACGUACCGGGCCAGUGAAGCUGAUUCUGAUGACGACGAUUGACAGCGGCAAGAAGAAAAGGGCGGGUAGGCGGGGCCUGAGCUGCGGAGGGCGUGGCCCAUCCGACCGCUCGCUCUUUCAUUUCCAGUGUGAACUCGCCGCAGGUAAGACGCACGUCUGCCGUCUCUCUUUGUCGAAGGAUGUGGAAGUGCUCGCUCGGAGACGUUCAAAGUUGUGUCGAGUGUUUGACUGGAAACGUGCGAGCAUUGUGUGUGUGUGUGUGUGUGUGUGUGUGUGCAGGAUGCUCCAAGAGCACACAACAGCCUCAACAUGUGUGUGUGUGCGCGUGUAUUACAUGUUGCUGAAUGAAUACUAUAAGUACUCCUGAGCUGCGACAUUUUCUCUCCUACAUUCCAUCGUCGCAACCGCACUGACGUGACGGAAAGACAGACGAGGACCGCUACUCCGUGCCGGGCAAAGCGGUCGCCUUAUUUCCAGAUUUUGGAACCCCGUGAAGGUUGCCGAUAGCAGCCGCCGAUACUCGACGCAAAACCGAAUCUGACUUCAAGUACUGUAAGCCCUCCUCGCCAGUAGGGGGUGCUACACUGCGGCUGUUUAUUAGCACACCCGCCUCGCAGUUGUGGGUUCAAAUCCAGUCAAGUCUGGAGUUUUCGCCUUCUCUUUGGGUAUUUCCUCGGACAUCCCAAAAAAGGUAGGUCGAUUGAAGCCAGUAAAUUGCCUGUCGGUGCCGAUGAUUCCUGCAAGUGGCUGGCGACCAGUUCAGGGUGGCAAAACCAACCGAUGCGUCGCGCUAAUCUCGCCACCUGCCACUGAACACACGCACGCACGCGUACGCACGCUCGGGCGGCAUGGCGUCCGAGCAGGAGGAGCGACGGAGGAGAGCCAAUCAAGUCGCAGAGGAGUCGCUGGAGAGCACACGCAGGAUGAUGCGCUUGGUGGAGCAGGUGAGCGGCGCAGGCGCAAACGCGGCCGUCCGGACUGGAACGGAAAGUCACGCCCGUGUCCGUGUGUCUAAGCAGAGCAAAGACGCCGGCAUCCGAGCGCUGGUCAUGUUGGACGAGCAAGGAGAGCAGCUGGAGCGCGCCGAAGAAGGGCUGGAUCAAAUCGACGCGGACAUGAAGGAAGCCGAGAAGAACCUGACCGACCUGGCAAAGUGCUGCGGCCUCUGCGCUUGUGACAAACUGAAGGCUUUGGAAGAAAGCGGGGCCUACAAGGCGGUCUGGGGCGGCGGCUCCGGACAAGACGGGGUGACGUCCAAUCAGCCGCCGUCGUCCCGCGUGGUGGACGAGCGCGAGCAGAUGAUCGUGAGCGGCGGGUACAUUCGCAGGGUGACGGGGGACGCCCGCGAGGACGAGAUGGACGACAACCUGGCCCACGUGGGCAGCAUCGUGGGCAACCUGAGGUGCAUGGCGCUCGACAUGGGCAACGAGAUCCACGCGCAGAGCGGCCAGAUCCAACGCGUUCAAGGGAAGGCCGUCGCCAACGUGACGCGCAUCCAGACCGCCAAGCAGAAGGCAAACAACCUCAUCAAGAAGUAGACGCUGCCCCCCCCCCUUGCCCAAAAGUCUCCAAACUCAACGCGACUUGAUGCCGUUGUCAAUUCAGUUGUUCAAUUGUCCCCAGGGCCGGAAAAUUCAAAAUCUUAUUUUUUUUUUUUUU
Syngnathoides biaculeatus (alligator pipefish) is the source of this 1659-nucleotide messenger RNA. Its product is annotated as SNARE_SNAP25N and SNARE_SNAP23C domain-containing protein. Bases 849 to 1538 code for a protein of 229 amino acids. Gene Ontology annotation, cellular component: plasma membrane; SNARE complex. Gene Ontology annotation, molecular function: syntaxin-1 binding; voltage-gated potassium channel activity; SNAP receptor activity. The record is from RefSeq and is a predicted model, not a curated record. Lineage: Eukaryota; Metazoa; Chordata; Actinopteri; Syngnathiformes; Syngnathidae. The transcript has 7 exons. Gene Ontology annotation, biological process: synaptic vesicle fusion to presynaptic active zone membrane; exocytosis; synaptic vesicle priming.